Molecule: messenger RNA, 1329 nt
Organism: Dryobates pubescens (Downy woodpecker)
Lineage: Eukaryota; Metazoa; Chordata; Aves; Piciformes; Picidae
Gene: NMNAT3
Product: nicotinamide nucleotide adenylyltransferase 3
Exons: 6
Coding region: 220-1032 (270 amino acids)
Biological process (GO): NAD+ biosynthetic process
Cellular component (GO): mitochondrion
Molecular function (GO): nicotinate-nucleotide adenylyltransferase activity; nicotinamide-nucleotide adenylyltransferase activity
Source: RefSeq, a predicted model, not a curated record
CGGGAACGGGGGAGGCAACGGCAGUGCUACGCGGCGUGGCGUUUGCCGGCAAAGGCCGACUCGACUCGGCCUGGCCUGGCCCUGGCGUCCAGCUAGCGGUUCAAGUGUUUCCCUAGAACCUCUGAAGCAAAGUAUAAAUAGCUAUAAAAGAGUAAGAACUUCAAUCAAACCAUUCAACACAUCUGGUUUAGGGUGGACUUUUAAUGUUUUGCUGUCAGAAUGAAGAGCAGGAUACCUGUCAUUCUUCUAGCCUGUGGCUCCUUUAACCCCAUCACAAACAUGCAUAUGCGUUUAUUUGAGCUGGCUAGAGAUCACCUGCACCAAACAGGAAGAUAUCAAGUGAUUGAAGGCAUAAUGUCUCCUGUUAAUGAUAACUAUGGAAAGAAAGGCUUGGUUUCAGCAAGGCACCGCAUAGCAAUGGCUAAACUAGCACUGGAGACAUCUGAUUGGAUUCGGGUUGAUCCAUGGGAGAGUGAGCAGGAGACAUGGACAGAGACAGUAAAAGUAUUAAGGCACCAUUACAAUGAAUCACUCAGAUUGCUCCAGUCCAAGAAGGAAUUAAUGAAAAACAAACAGCCCAUAGAGAGAUCUGCAGAGGAUUCCCUUUCCUACCAGCACCCAGUUCUACCAGAAUUAAAGUUGCUCUGUGGGGCUGAUUUUCUACAGACGUUUAAGACACCCAAUCUUUGGAAGGAAGAACACAUCAAAGAAAUAGUGGAGAAGUUUGGUUUGGUCUGUAUUAGCCGUGCUGGCUCUGAUCCUGCUCAGUACAUCAAUGAAUCAGACCUCUUAACUAAAUUUCAGCACAAUAUCUUUCUGGUGAAAGAAUGGAUUCAGAAUGAAAUCAGUGCAACACAGAUACGCACUGCCUUGUGCAGAGGACUAAGUGUAAAAUACCUCAUACCAGACUCAGUUAUAUCCUACAUUUCACAGCAUAAUAUCUACACUGAAGAGAGUGAGAGGAAGAAUGAAGGUGACUUGCUUCAGCCUCUGAAGUUGCACAGCACAACAGUAAAUCCACUCAAUGACUGAUGUCUGUCUGCGCUGUGUGAGUGGACGCACCUAAUAUGUUUUCAUGCGAAGUCCUUGAUAAAGUUGCUUGUUAAUAAAGGGAAUGUACAUCAGUUUCUUGAAUUCAUGUAGUGUUUUAAAUUCAUGUUAUUAUAUGUGAUAGCGCUUAAGGAAAUCAGGAUGCCCAGCAGCAUAGUUUAAAAUAUACAAAGAACAGCUUCCUUGUGAAAAUAAAAGAAAUAAGAUCUUAACAAAAAAUAUUAAUCUAAGUAUUACUUAAGAGUAACAAAUAUUACUUUCUUGAAUCUUACUUAGCAG